This is a messenger RNA of Dentiscutata erythropus, 150 nucleotides long. NCBI's taxonomy places the organism in Eukaryota, Fungi, Glomeromycota, Glomeromycetes, Diversisporales, Gigasporaceae. The record is from the annotation of a GenBank genome assembly.
UUAACUGGCCCUUUGGCAAGUGUUAGUGUUGUUACUGGCUUUUUGGAAGUGUCGAGUCGGAACCUGGAAGACGAAUUUCGAUAUAACUUCACGAAAAAUGAAAGUGAAAUAAUCCAAUUAAUCGAACGAAAAGAACAAGAAAAACUCUAA